AUGUACUAUCCUCAGGAGCUGCCGCAUCCAACGGCACGUCGGCCACUUUAUGGGAAUUACAUCAAUAAAACUGUGCCACGUCAUCAAAAACUCGCUGGCUGCUGCAAGGAUGGCAAGUUUGUUGGACUAAUGAUACCCUACCUAAAGGAGUACUGUGCCAACUCUUCAGUGCAUGGCUUUCGCUAUUUGACGGAUCCAAAAAUGCGGCAUUUUGAAAGAAGACCAAUCAGUGAAUUAAUAGUCAACUUUCCAUUCUCUAGAUUCAUUUGGUUUCUGAUUUUGGUGGGCACCUGCAUUUGUGCCACAAUUGUUUACGUUGACCUGACCGAGCUGUACAACUCCGCACGCGUCCACACGACCAUUGAAGACAGUAUGCAGCCGAUAUUCUUUGUGCAGUUUCCCUCGGUGGGGCUCUGUCCACGCAGUCGCAUCAACUGGCCACGACUGCAGCAAGAGAUGCCGGAACAGUUUUUGGGCAGCGAUGCCAGCGCAGAGAAGAAGGAGCUGUUCAGAAGCUUUUUUGCUGCUGCGUCUGGGGUGCACUUGAAUGAUAUGCGGAGUCUGGGGGAGUUCUUUGAGAAUUCAACGCUGGCCGCAAAGAUAAGUCAGUUAGAUGGGUUGGAUGUGGCAAAGGUACUGGAAACUCUGAAUCUGGAGUGCACCGAUUUAUUUACAAGCUGCCAAUGGAGGGGCAAGCCGCAUAAUUGCUGCGAGAUCUUCGAGCUGCAACGCACCGAAUUCGGCUUCUGCUGGGUCUUCAAUUCGGCAAUUAGCGAACAGAUGCGACAGCGGGAGAAAGAAGACAAGUACUAUCCACGCCGCACGGCCCAAUCUGGUCCUGGCACUGGCCUGGAAAUAUUCAUGCGGCUAAACAAAACACUUGCUAUGCCUGGCUUACGUGGCAUGUACAUCAUGAUUAAGCAGCCUCAGCAAUGGAGCGAGGCAGCUCGGCUUGUGCCACAUGACUGCCACAAUAAAAUCAGCAUGGUGCCACGGUACACUGGCUCCGACAUGCGAACCCGCGUUCUUACUGCAAAAGUCAGACGUUGCAUCUUCCCCGAUGAGGUUCAUGAUCCACACUAUAAGAAUCUGCCGGGCUUUGUUUACUGGCGUGGCAACUGCCGGACCAAAUGCCAUCAGGAACACGUGAUCAAUCUGUGCAAAUGCUCCCCAACUCUGCUCUUUCCCCGUCAUCAGAAAGGUGCGUAGAACCUUGAAGUAAUGUUAAAUUUGGUGAAAUAUAGAUAUUGAUCCCAUAAUAGAUAAUUUUUCGGAGUGCAAAGCCUCUGAUUUCAAGUGCCUGUAUGAACACCGAUUGACUUUCAGCAUGGAGCGCCAUCCGCUGGAACAGGAGUAUGUGGACAACGUGUACAAGGACAGCAUGUCGUGUGAAUGCCUCAACAGCUGUUCACAGCUCGUCUACGACACCAUCUUUAGCAACAGUGCAAUGGAGUAAGGCAGCUCAGCUCAUAGAGACUCAAUCUGGCCAUAACCACACUAUCUUUUACAGACCGCAAGAGAUGGAUGCUGGGGCCAUUAACAUGCAUCUGGACAUCUUCUUUCAGUCACCCUGGUACAUUAAGUAUCAGACCCAUAUGCGCUUCACCUUUGUGGAACUGCUCGCCAGCUUUGGUGGCAUCAUUGGUUUGUUUCUGGGCGCCUCGCUGCUCAGUGCAAUCGAGCUGAUCUACUACGCCACUAUUGGCCUAUAUCUGUAUUUAUAUCGCGACAACAGGAAGUCCAAGCAGCCGCCUCUGGCGCCGCACUCACCCGCUCCCAUAACGCUGCACUUCCGACGCAGAAUAACACCCAGGAAGAUUGUUUAUUGAUGUGAAUGAA
Drosophila hydei is the source of this 1839-nucleotide messenger RNA. RefSeq names its product pickpocket protein 19 (gene ppk21). Gene Ontology annotation, cellular component: membrane. Gene Ontology annotation, molecular function: ligand-gated sodium channel activity. Lineage: Eukaryota; Metazoa; Arthropoda; Insecta; Diptera; Drosophilidae. The coding region runs from base 1 to 1209 and encodes 402 amino acids. The transcript has 6 exons. Gene Ontology annotation, biological process: sodium ion transmembrane transport. The record is from RefSeq and is a predicted model, not a curated record.